Molecule: messenger RNA, 714 nt
Organism: Monoraphidium neglectum
Lineage: Eukaryota; Viridiplantae; Chlorophyta; Chlorophyceae; Sphaeropleales; Selenastraceae
Product: amino acid transporter
Exons: 6
Coding region: 1-714 (237 amino acids)
Biological process (GO): amino acid transmembrane transport
Cellular component (GO): vacuolar membrane
Molecular function (GO): amino acid transmembrane transporter activity
Source: RefSeq, a predicted model, not a curated record
AUGACCGGGACAGAGCCGCUCCUUGGCGAGGAGUCGGCACCGCAGCACAAGCGCUGCACGGUCAACCAGACGCUGCUUGCGCUGCUGGCGCUGCAGCUAGGCUGGGGCCUGUGGCUCCUGCCGCACGCAUUCGCGCUGCUGGGCUGGGUGCCGGCGCUGCUGGCGGUCGGCGUGAUCGCCUUUACCACAGCAUACAGCGGCAGCCUCUUCACAAAGCUGUUUCUGGCGACGCCGGGCACAGUGCUCUUCGGGGACAUCGCGGAGGCAGCCGGCGGCCCCAACGCGCGCGCGCUCUGCUACGCGAUCGUGUAUACUUUGGACGGCACGCGCUGCGUGAUCCUGCACCUGGCGGCCACCCAGAGCCUCGAGCACGCGCUCGGGGACGCGGCGCCGCCGCUGUGGCAGUGCGGCCUGAUCGUCCUCGUCAUCGCGGCGGUCGCGUCGCAGAUCCGCGCGCUCAGCGAGCUGUCUGGGUUCUUCCUGCUGGGGACGACCUCUCAGCUCAUCGGUCUGGGCAUCGUGAUAUACCAGCUGAUCUCUGAGCCCGACCCUGCUGCCAAGCACGAGGCGUUUGUGAGGCCGGGCGGCCCGAGCGGUGCCACGCUGGAGGCGCAGUUUGUGGCGUUCUUCAACAUAAUAUUCGCGUACGGCGGCCAAUUUGCGUUUGUGGAGCUGAUGACGUCGAUGGAGCAGCCCACGCUUCUAAUGGGCUAG